Messenger RNA from Neomonachus schauinslandi (Hawaiian monk seal), 3006 nucleotides. It is a transcript of the gene KIF19, whose product is annotated as kinesin family member 19. Gene Ontology annotation, molecular function: ATP binding; microtubule binding; microtubule motor activity. Bases 1 to 3006 code for a protein of 1001 amino acids. NCBI's taxonomy places the organism in Eukaryota, Metazoa, Chordata, Mammalia, Carnivora, Phocidae. The transcript is spliced from 20 exons. Gene Ontology annotation, biological process: microtubule-based movement. The record is from RefSeq and is a predicted model, not a curated record.
AUGAAGGACAGCGGGGACUCCAAGGACCAACAGCUCAUGGUGGCACUCCGGGUCCGGCCCAUCAGCGUGGCAGAGCUGGAGGAAGGAGCCACGCUCAUCGCCCAUAAGGUGGACGAGCAGAUGGUGGUUCUCAUGGACCCGAUGGAGGACCCUGACGACGUCCUGCGGGCACACCGUUCCCGGGAGAAGUCCUACCUGUUUGACGUGGCCUUUGACUUCACUGCCACCCAGGAGAUGGUGUAUCAGGCCACUACCAAGAGCCUCAUUGACGGUGUCAUCUCAGGCUACAAUGCCACUGUCUUCGCUUAUGGCCCCACAGGCUGUGGGAAAACCUACACCAUGCUGGGCACAGACCAUGAGCCUGGCAUCUAUGUUCGGACCCUCAAUGACCUCUUCCGUGCCAUUGAGGAGACCAGCAAUGACAUGGAAUAUGAGGUGUCCAUGUCCUACCUGGAGAUCUACAAUGAGAUGAUCCGGGACCUGCUGAACCCCGCCCUGGGGUACCUAGAGCUGAGGGAGGACUCCAAAGGGGUGAUCCAGGUGGCUGGAAUCACCGAGGUCUCCACCAUCAAUGCCAAAGAGAUCAUGCAGCUGCUGAUGAAGGGCAACCGGCAGAGGACCCAGGAGCCUACAGCUGCCAACCAGACGUCGUCCCGCUCCCACGCCGUGCUCCAGGUGGCCGUGCGCCAGCGCAGCCGGGUCAAGAACAUCCUGCAGGAGGUGCGGCAGGGCCGCCUCUUCAUGAUUGACCUGGCUGGCUCUGAGCGUGCCUCCCAGACGCAGAACCGUGGGCAGCGCAUGAAGGAGGGCGCCCACAUCAACCGCUCCCUGCUGGCUCUGGGCAACUGCAUCAACGCGCUGAGCGACAAAAACAGCAACAAGUACAUCAACUAUCGCGACAGCAAGCUCACCCGGCUCCUGAAGGAUUCCCUGGGCGGGAACAGCCGCACCGUGAUGAUCGCCCACAUCAGUCCCGCCAGCAGCGCCUUUGAGGAGUCCCGGAACACCCUGACCUACGCCGGCCGGGCCAAGAACAUCAAGACCAGGGUGAAGCAGAACCUGCUCAACGUCUCCUACCACAUCGCCCAGUACACCAGCAUCAUCGCGGACCUGCGGGGCGAGAUCCAGAGGCUCAAGUGCAAGAUCGAUGAGCAGGGCAGGCGGGGCCAGGCCCAGGGCCAGUUGGAGCGGGGUGACAUCCGCCACAUCCAAGCCGAGGUCCAACUGCACAGUGGGCAGGGUGAGCAGGCCGAGAUGGGGCAGCUGCGGGAGCAGCUUAUCAGCGCUUUCCAGGAGCAGAUGGAUGUGCGGAGACGCCUGCUAGAGCUGGAGAAUCAUGCCAUGGAGGUCCAGAUCGACACCUCCCGCCACCUGCUCACCAUUGCCGGCUGGGAGCACGAGAAGUCCCGCAGGGCGCUCAAAUGGCGGGAGGAGCAGCGGAAGGAAUCCUACACCAAGGAUGACAGCGAGAAGGACUCGGACACGGGCGAUGACCAGCCAGACACCCUGGAGCCCCCAGAGGUGGCCUCAGCCCGGGAGAGCAUUGCCAGCCUGGUCGGGGAGCAGAAGAAGCUGCGGAAGCAGAAGCUAGCGCUGGAGCAGCGCUGCCGAGAGCUGCGCGCGCGGGGCCGGCGCCUGGAGGAGACGCUGCCGCGGCGCAUCGGCUCCGAGGAGCAGCGCGAGGUGCUCAGCCUGCUGUGCCGCGUGCACGAGCUCGAGGUGGAGAACACCGAGAUGCAGUCGCACGCGCUGCUCCGGGACGGCGCGCUCCGCCACCGCCGCGAGGCCGUGCGCCGCCUGGAGCAGCACCGCAGCCUCUGCGACCAGAUCAUCCAAGGCCAGCGGCAGAUCAUCGACGACUACAACCUGGCCGUCCCGCAGCACCUGGAGGAGCUGUAUGAAGUGUACCUGCGGGAGCUGGAGGAGGGCAGCCUGGAGCAGGCCACCAUCAUGGACCGGGUGGCCUCUAGGGCCCUGCAGGACAGCUCCUUGCCCAAAAUUACCCCAGCAGGAACCACGCUGACACCGGAGUCUGAGCCGGAGAGUGUGAAGACGCUGAGCUCUGAAGUGCAGCGUCUGCAGAGCAGUGUCCUCCCUCCCCUCAGCCCAGAGAGUGAAGCCAACCGCGUGUUUAAAGCCAGUCCCCGAGCCUGGCAGGUGAAGAGCUCCUCUGUGCCCACCCCACCCGCCAUCCAGAUCGGCGGCCUGGUGACCCAGGAGGCCCCCACUCAGGACAGCCUGGUCAGCCUGAGCAGCCCGAUCAACUCUUCCCCUGACAGCAGCGAGAAUCUGUCAGAGAUCCCCUUGUCCUACAAAGAGAAGAAGGAGAUCCUGACCGGCACCAAGUGCAUCUCGGUGAAGGCUGCUCGGCGGCGCUCGCGGGCUCUGGGCACCGAGGGGCGCCACCUGCUGGCACCCCCCGGGGAGCGCAGCAGCCUGUCUCUGCACUUGCCGACCAAGGCUGACAAUUCGCAGCCACUGGGCCCUCUGGCCUGCAAGCGGCCGCCCAGCCCCACGCUGCAGCAUGCUGCCAGUGAGGAUAACCUGUCUAGCAGCACAGGCGAGGCCCCAUCCCAGGCAGUCAGGCACGGGGGUGAUGGCACCGGGCCCUGGAUGCGUGGCCAGAAGAAAAGCCCAGGCAAGAAACGAGAAGAGUCACUGGAGGCCAAGAAGAGGAAGCGGCGGUCCCGUUCCUUUGAGGUCACGGGGCAAGGGCUCUCCCGCCCCAAGACACACCUCCUGGGGCCCCGUCCUAUGGAGAGCAUCUCGGACCAUAGGGUGCCACUGUGUGGACACCCAGCACUUGGUAUCCGGCAUCUGGGGAAGGUCAUGCUGCCUUUGGCCAAGGUCAAACUUCCUCCAAGCCAGAGCAGAGGCCCUGGGGACUCCCCACCCCUCGCUGUUCCGUCCAACCCAGCUGGUAUUUCCCGACGGGCUGCCCGUGGGCCCCGCCUGGCUCACAGCACAAGCACCCAUGGCAGAGACAUACGCUUCGGGCAUACCUGA